AUGGCGUCUCAAGGAGUCCGAAACGACUUAGCCACUGAACAACAGACUUGCCUUUGGCACGUGAACAUGGAGAGCCACAAUCGCCUUGGCCCCAACAUGUGCCUAAGGCGGCUUCUGCAGUCCUCCCAGCUCCAGCGGGCUUGGAGGGCGGCCUUCCUGAAACAUGUCCAGGGCAGGCACCCGGGAGCCCGGAGAUGGACGCAUUCUGGAGGUGGCCCCUACAGAGCAGUGAUUUUUGACAUGGGCGGAGUUCUGCUUCCUUCUCCAGGGAGCGUGGCCACAGAAUGGGAGGUACAGAAUCAUAUCCCUUCUGGAACUAUAGUGAAGGCCUUGAUCUCAGGUGGCGAAAAUGGGCCCUGGAUGAAAUUUAUGAGAGCAGAGAUAACAAGAGAAGAUUUCUUACAAGAAUUUGAGAGACUUUGCUCUGAAAUUUCAGAGACCUCUGUGCCCGUGGACUCCUUUUUCUCUCUGCUGACCAGUGACCGAGUGACGAAGCAGUUCCCAGUGAUGACUGAGGCCAUAACUCAGAUUCGGGCUAAAGGCCUUCAGACUGCGCUCUUGAGCAAUAAUUUUUAUCUUCCCAAUGGGAAGAGCUUUUUGCCCUUGGACUGGAAACAGUCUGAUGUGGUAGUAGAAUCCUGCCUGGAAGGUGUCUGCAAGCCAGACCCCAGGAUGUAUAAGCUGUGCUUGGAGCGGCUCGGCCGGCAGCCUUCUGAGUCCAUCUUUCUUGAUGAUCUUGGACCAAAUCUAAAAGCAGCUGCCAGCCUUGGUAUUCACACCAUUAAGGCCCAUUGGAAUGCCUUCAGUUUGAUCACGGGCAGUCAAAUCCCACCUACUGUGUCAAGUUGGCUACUCAUCAGCUGA
Messenger RNA from Rangifer tarandus platyrhynchus (Svalbard reindeer), 864 nucleotides. NCBI's taxonomy places the organism in Eukaryota, Metazoa, Chordata, Mammalia, Artiodactyla, Cervidae. The record is from the annotation of a GenBank genome assembly.